CUCCUUUUCCACUUGUUACUGAUUGAACUCUUCUGUGUCUCCUACAGAACAUUUUACCUGAGCAAAACUUCCUACAUUGUGUUCAGAGUGAAGUACGACAGUAAGGCAGCAGCUUUUCCAGAAGCCUAAUGGCCGCAACAAGCUCAUCUCUGAGUGUGUUUGCUCUGCGUCUGGGCCCAGGACAGGAGUUACUCUCCUCUCUGCAGGCAUUUGUGGAGGAGAAGCAGCUCAAAGCACCGUUCAUCAUCACAUGUGUGGGCAGCGUGACAAAGGCAACACUACGGCUGGCCAACGCAACAGCAGACAACACUAAUCAGGUGAUUCAGCGACAGGAACGCUUUGAGAUUGUGUCUCUGGUAGGCACACUAAACCCCGAAGCUCAUUUGCAUAUCUGCCUGGCUGAUAAGGAAGGCCGGACCAUCGGCGGUCAUGUGCUGGGCGACCUGGAAGUGUUCACUACAGCAGAAGUGAUUCUUGGGGAAGCCACUGAUCUGAACUUUACCAGAGAGAUGGACAGCAGGACCGGUUUUCCUGAGCUGGUCAUUCAAAAGCGCCAGGAGCAGACAUAACCCAUUUUAAUGCAAUACUGAGAAUGAUGUGUAUACAGUAUGUUUAGAUAUACUGUAAUUCUAUGUCAUGCAAAAAUCUUCAUUUUAUAUUUGUACUCUUACAUAUCAAGCAUUAACUGAAGAUUUUUAAUGAUUAAAGUUUGGGAAUGGACUCUCAAAAACGAUUUCUCAGAAACAAAUUGAUUGAAAUGAUGAUUAGGCCAUCAGGUGAAAGAGUGAUUGGACGCCAUGAGGCGUUAUGAGCAGUUGGUGCACUUCUCAAAAGAGAGAAAGUGCCCAGAUGAAACAACACAGCAUUACACAAUGUAAUAUUUUAUUACUGCAAUGCAAAAAAAAAGAUGUGGUUGUAUAAUGAGUUGUGUUCAUUCCGAGUUCACCCUCCGGCAAGUCCUAAGCAGAACACAGGUACUUCAAUCAGUACAGCUUAUAAAUCAGCGAGGCUCAUUAAAUGCAUCGGGAAUUAUAAGCUCUUGAUACAUGUCUGUUCAACAUUUCACAAUUAUGU
Messenger RNA from Hemibagrus wyckioides, 1074 nucleotides. Its product is annotated as bifunctional protein GlmU-like. Bases 129 to 569 code for a protein of 146 amino acids. The transcript has 4 exons. Lineage: Eukaryota; Metazoa; Chordata; Actinopteri; Siluriformes; Bagridae. The record is from RefSeq and is a predicted model, not a curated record.